AUGACGGAUAUUGUGAGCACUGCUGUGGCAGCUCGGACAGAACUCACGCUCUGCGUCUUCUGCGGUGCCAGUCAAGGAGCAUCGCCAAACUAUGCGGAGGAGACACAAGCACUCGCUGUGGCCAUGAGCUCUCAGUCGUGGUCUCUCAUUUACGGUGGUGGCACGCUUGGGCUGAUGGGUCACCUCGCCAAGAACCUAGUACGGCUCUCUGGACCAGAGGCAGUCCACGGUGUGAUUCCCGAAGCUCUGAUCAGAACAGAGCGAGGAGUAAUCAAGCCCGAAGUCAUCGAGUAUGGCAAGACGACUGUGGUGCACAGUAUGCAUGAACGAAAGGCUUUGAUGGCCAGUGAGGCGGACGCUUUUGUGGCGCUGCCGGGUGGCUAUGGCACGGUUGAGGAGCUAUUCGAAGUAAUUACGUGGAACCAGCUUGGAAUCCAUGAUCGUCCAAUAGUCUUGUUCAAUAUCGGUGGCUUUUUUGAUCACCUUCUUGCUUGGAUUGAGAAUUCUGUGGUUCAGGGAUUCAUAUCAAGGGGAACGGCCGAUAUCGUCAGUGUGGCAAAUACACCAGGAGAGGUUAUUCAGAAAGUCCAGGAGUACAACUACUAUACAAAAAUGGCUGCCUCAAUCCCAAUUGUUGCCAUCAUAGGGCCUACUGGCAUCGGCAAAACACGUCUCAGCGUUAGAAUUGCAACGGCUAUCGAUGGUGAGGUGGUCUCGGUCGACAGCAUUCAAGUCUACCGUGAUUGCCCCAUAAUGGCAGCACAGGUUACAGUCGAAGAGAUGGAGGGUGUUCCUCACCAUCUGGUGAACUACUUGGAUGUAGCUGAAGAACCUGUCGACUUUAUUGCAACAGCCAUUCAGAGCAUCCAGUCCAUCCAGAGCCGAGGUCACAUCCCCGUUAUCUGCGGUGGCUCUACGUCUCUCAUCGAGCCACUUCUGUUUCAUCCGUUCGUCAAGGAUCAGAAUCUCCUCGUAAUAGUUCUCAAUUCCGAUGUGCAGACCGUUGGCAACCUUUGCGACGAACGCAUCGAGCAAAUGUUGAAAGACGGCCUCUUAGACGAGGUCAAGCACCUCUACGAACUGGAGAAACAACACGGUCGGGAUAAGGACACUCUCCGCACUGGUGCCUGGAAGUCAAUCGGCUACCCUGAGCUUCGUGCGUGGUGUAGCGCGAGAAGCACCGAGGAGGCUCAAAUUUUGCUCAGAGACGGGACGCAGCUGAUGAAGCAAAAUACAUUGAACUAUGUCAUCACACAGUUCGAGCUCCUGUGGUCUCGCCUGAUACCGGCAAUGUCAGCAACGAAGCGACCAUUCCACGUUUUUGAUGUGAUUUCUCGUGAGGCCUUCUCACAGGAUAUUGAACGGCCAGCCGUCAUGCUGUGCAAGGAGUGGAUCUUGAAUGCAGCGAGAGCUAGUACUUCGGGAGUGCCUUUAAAUGUUGGCUAUGGGGCCAGUGUCAUUAGGGAAACGACCAAGAUCCCUGGUGCGUGGGAUGUGAACGGACUGUAA
Diaporthe amygdali is the source of this 1509-nucleotide messenger RNA. Its product is annotated as adenylate isopentenyltransferase 4. The transcript has 3 exons. Gene Ontology annotation, biological process: cytokinin biosynthetic process. The record is from RefSeq and is a predicted model, not a curated record. NCBI's taxonomy places the organism in Eukaryota, Fungi, Ascomycota, Sordariomycetes, Diaporthales, Diaporthaceae. Gene Ontology annotation, cellular component: cytosol. Bases 1 to 1509 code for a protein of 502 amino acids. Gene Ontology annotation, molecular function: hydrolase activity, hydrolyzing N-glycosyl compounds.